Molecule: messenger RNA, 1988 nt
Organism: Drosophila persimilis
Lineage: Eukaryota; Metazoa; Arthropoda; Insecta; Diptera; Drosophilidae
Exons: 2
Coding region: 1-1917 (638 amino acids)
Source: RefSeq, a predicted model, not a curated record
AUGAAAGCAAUCAGGUGUAAAUCAAAGAAACAGGCCCAGGCAUGCAGUCACGUCAUGGUUCGAAAAGGCUAUUUGGUGCUCCUCUUGGUUUUGGUAGCCAAAGAAACCAAUGUUUCGAGCAAAAAGGUUUCCAGUCUGGAGCCCAGAAGCUUGAACCAAUCACAGAAAUUUGAGUACUGCGUCAAGAUUCUUAUGUUGUGCCACCUCAUCUGGGAUUCGCCGCCCGACUACGAGGAUUUUGACAACGUGAACGAGGAUUCAAUGAAGUAUGCUCACGAUAACAGUCACUUCAAGGAUGAUUACAAGAAGGCCAAAUGCAUACCUCCGGGCCUCAGUAAAAAAGAUCUAUUAGAGUUUUGGGUAGCUGUGGCCGAGUGGGAGAUGGAGGUGAGGAACCUUUUCCUCGUCGAGAAAUUCCUGCCCAUCAUCAAGGAGUCCGACAACGCCAUUACGAUCAAUCUGUGGGGGUUGCUCCACCUCCGAAAGUCAGUAAUGUGCUAUCGAAAAUUGGACCCCAAAGCGACACCGACACCGACACCGACACCGACUCCAACACCAACAAGACAACCCACAACACAACUGACGACGACAUCCAAUGAAAUUUCAUCAACAUUGGCUUACCCUUCGACUUCCAGUUGCGAUGGGAAUACCGAAAUCGGAAUAUGGAUUAAUCAGCAGAUCAAUGGAAGUCUAGCUCUGGAUAAACUAAUCAAGAAAAUGUUGAUAAUUGUGGGUAAGAUCGAGCGUCACAUACAUAGAAAAUGCUGUCCCUACGAGCCCAUCCGCGAUCGGGUGGAAGUAGUCCACGAUGGCAUCGAUUUCUUGCUGCAAUUAAACGGUAUAGAGCCCUACAAGAGAGCGCAGUCCACGGGCUAUAUCGGCUCCGACUUUGAUAAUCUAAAGACGAGAUUGGAGUACCUGAGCCUUGCGCUAGCCAAGGGAGCAGCAAAGGGAAAUCGUUCCGUAGGAAAGUGCUGCCCCGCCUGGUCUGACCAAUAUAAUACUUUCCAAGUUGAGAUGGAAGAUAAUUUGGAAAAGCUUGAAGCAAAUAGCUCCGAUCUGACGGCAUAUUUGACAAACUUGAUCGACAAGCAAGAGGCCUUGGAGAUGGAUAGGUCAGAUCAAGUGAAGCUUUUGCAAAGUCUAGACGCUUUGCAUGGCAGUCCAGCUUCUGAGAGCACAGAAAGGUGUUGUCCGAAUCAGAAAAAAGAUAUGGAAAAUAUAGAAAAGAUAAUGAAAGACUUGAAAUUAAGUGACGGCCUGCCAGAGUCAAUCGAGACAGCUGACUCUCUUCAGGAUAAAUUGACUAAAGCGAACGCAAAUCUAAUAAGUGCGAAAGGCUUGCUGAACGAUGAGGAGGCAAAUAUCCGAAAAAUGGCUUCUUUGUGCGGAGAGUUUUGUCCAAGUCAGAAGAAAGGAAAUAUCGACGAUCAAUCGGCAAAAGUAAGCCAACUAGAAGAACAAAUGAAGGAAAUUAAUGAUAAAGCACCAGAGAUAAUUGAACUUUUAAAGUCACCAAAUUGGCCAGAACAUCUGAAAGCUAUAGAAACGGUAAGGCAAAAAGUCAAAGAUUUUAUGACCAAGCAGAGACAGGAUGAUGUGAACCAGCAAUUGGCCAUGGUUCCUGAAGAGCCAUCGGAGUCAGUAAAAAAGAUGACCCACAGCUUGGAAGCGCUGGAGGCGAAGCUGAGUGAACUCCGUCCCAAGAACCAGACCUACGAACAGCUCCUGUUAGACAGCAUCGGAGGACUGGAGCAACGUCUGCGAGAUCGUCUGAGUGGCCUAAACGCAAUGAUAACUAAGACCGAAGCGGAUGCAGAUAAAUGUAACUCUAAAUGCGACUGGGGGAAUCUGCCGCCCAUGGAGGAACUCCAGGAAAGGGUCAAGGAAAUGGAGGCAUUGGUUGUUACAAAGUAGCAUCGUUCGGAAAGACGUAGAUAAGAAAGCCAUACCAAAAAACUGUUGUCCUACUUUGAAAUAAAUCUAUC